Messenger RNA from Acanthopagrus latus (yellowfin seabream), 1053 nucleotides. RefSeq lists its product as uncharacterized. Bases 1 to 1032 code for a protein of 343 amino acids. NCBI's taxonomy places the organism in Eukaryota, Metazoa, Chordata, Actinopteri, Spariformes, Sparidae. The transcript is spliced from 4 exons. The record is from RefSeq and is a predicted model, not a curated record.
AUGGAGCUGACAGGCACUGGAAAUCUCAGGUCUGCGGUGGGUGGAGCUUCAGACAUAUCAGCAUCCUAUUCGGAACUUCUGGCCCGAUCCUCCAAGAAGACAAGAGACAACUGCUCCCUCCCCUCCUCUCCUUACCCAGGGGGGAGGAGGAGGCUCCCCUGCUCUCUGCCCUGCUCCCCUCAGCUGAGGGGAAGACAUUGGAGGUCCUCCCCCAUCCCCACAUCUCCUCCGCCUUGUCUGUCUCGGCUCUUGGUUGAAGCAGCUCUGCAGAGAAGCAAAAACAUCCAACCCUCUCCACCACGUUCCCCACAGAUGAGACCGGAGCAGCAGGAGGAGCAGAUGAGGGGCAGCUUGGGGGAGACAGAAGAGAACAGUGAGGGGGAGAAACAGAGUGACGAAGAUAAAGUGAGCGCUGUGAAGAUUUUUGGGAUCCGACAGUCAGACACUGUCAUUUUCAGACCACUGACCUCCCCUGGCGUCCAUGGGAGGGAGGAUGAGGAGGAAGAGAAGAAGCAGGAGGAACAGCAGGAGGAACAGCAGGAGGAGGACUCCAGGUACUGCCUGCUGACUCCCUGCGUCUGUUUCAGGUGUCCCAGCGCUCCUCCAUAUGAAGCUCAAGUUUUCUCAGCUGGAGACGUUCAAACUGUAUCUUCAUUCAGCUCUGAUGGUCAAAAACACAGCAGUUUGACUAAGCUGUCUCACAGGACUGACAUCAUGAGAUCAGACACCACGAGGACAAAUGACCACAGGGCAGAGGGGGGGAGUGAGAAGAGUUUAUACAGAGACAAAGUCCCAUGGCUGGGUGAAAGUUCCCAUCUCUACCCCAGUUUGAGUCUGUUUAGGACAGACAGUCAGACUGAACUAAACAGGAAACAGGAAAUGAACUGCUUCUACAUCAUCCAGUCUUGUUUCCAUGACAACAACACUGAUGUUCACCUGCAGAGGCUCUGUGAGGUGAUCUCAGCUCCGGACAACUCCUGUCAAACUCAGAAGCCAAAACACGAAAUACCUCUGCAGAAACUGAGAGAGUAGAGUUCAAAGAUGAAACUGUUC